AAUAACUUUAACUACUCUUGCUGUGCAAUAGGCCAGCUACAGGCUAUACCCUUAGUAGGUUUCUCCAAGCGCAUUGAACCUCUUCGGGCAGCCUCAACGGUUAUCCAGGAGACAAAGCCUGCGACGACUGUUAAAGUUCACUUGUGCUUUCAACAUCAGGUUCCCUUUGGACAAGAGCUUAAGUUAGUUGGGUCAGGACACCAGCUGGGUAGCUGGCAGCCACAUCUCGCGCAGCAGCUGCAGUGGAGUGAGGGACACAUCUGGACAGCUGAGCUUGACCUGGAACCUGGAGCGUACGAAUUCAAGUGCAUCACCGCAGCGGGAGACCACGUGCUGGAGUGGGAGGAGGGCGCCAACCGCUUGCUGCAGGUUCCUUGGGGCGUCCGAGGUGUCCGUGUGGAGGGCUGCUGGUGCCAGACCUCCCGGACCCACAUCACGGUUACGGAGGUGCCCGCCGGCGCAGUCCAGCAAAGGCGCGCGGCGGCAGCAACCAGACUGCUGGUGCAGGCGCUCUCGCAGGUGACAGCCACCGCAGCGGCGUUAGAGGAGGCGGGAACAGGAACAGCAGCAGUGGCUCGGCCGCUGGAAGCGACCAGCACUGUAGACGGCAAGCCGACAUCGGAGGCGACUCAGAAGGAGGAGGAGUGGGUAGUUGAGGGCGUAGCAGGAGUGGAAGCAGCAGCGGCAGGAGGUGAUAGCCCUGAUAGGCAAGUGAGGGAGAGGAUAUCAGGCGAAGCGGAGGAGGAAGGGUCCUUGCUAGAGCUUCAGGAACUGUUGGGAACAGGGGAGCUGCUACCAGUGCGUGAGGCAAGCAGCGACAAGCGCGCCGCCGACGGCAUUUUGGACAGGGGCUUGAGCAGUGAAGAAAGCGGCAGCUGCGUCAGCUUUCCACAGGACGCUUUGGCUGUGGUGGAGCCAGUUGUGUUUGGGGGUGAGGACACCGGCACUGCUGGUGUCAACGGCGCUGUAGCGGCUGGUCCUGUCGGCCUUUGUGGCCCUGCCAUUAGCCCUACGGACGGUGGCAGCAGUGGCAGCAGCAACGACGCUGGAGGUGAUAGGGAAGCGAGCGGUGCUGUGAUCACCGGCGUCAGCGAUAUCGUCUUAACGGUCCCUCCGCUGCAGCUAGCAUCCCCGGAUUCACCUGCGCCCCAUUCCUCCAGCGGGCAGUCGUCAGCGCCGGCCGUCGACGAGUUUGCCGUCGCAUCAGCAGCUGCAGACUCUGAGGUGCGUGCGGAGGCGACAGCGGCAGGCUGGUCCACCGUAACACCCGACGGUGGAAGCGCCGUUGUGCCGGCGGCCGAGGAGAGACAGGAACCCGAGGAAUCCUCCUUCGCAGAGGCGGUUGUGGCGAACGGUGAGAACGAAGUGGAAGGCUUGGCUGAGGUGAAGGGCGCUCUUGCAGAGCAGGGAAGUUACGAAACGCUUGAGCCACUCGUCGUUGCAGCGGCGGCAGCAGCUGAAGAAAGCGGCGGCGGUGGUGACAGCGCGGAUCCCGUGCUGACGAGCAGCACCAGGAGCAGUUGCAGCAGCUUAAGCAGCUACGUCCCAAGUGACAGCGCAACUGAGAGGAGCAGUGCUAGCCUGGUUUCGCUGCAAAGCCUUGUCGAGCAGGACACCGAGAGCUCCGAGGGUGCGGGGGAGGACACGUUUGCGAUCAACCAGGAGGGUAGCUGCAGCGCUCCGGAAGCGGGCACAGAGUGGAAGCAGCAGAGGAGCGGCAGCGAAGUAACGGUUGAAAACGAGCCUGCAGCGCUCUUAGAAACAAGCGACAGCAGCAGCAACGACCCCUCCGAGGGUGCCGAAACUAUGGGCGCCGCAAGCAGCUGCGUCGAGGAGACACAACACGAUGAAAACUUGGACCGUUUAUUGGACGCCUGGGAUGCCGCUUGGUCCAAGGGGCUCGGCGUUAACUGCCCAUCAUCUUCACUAGCGAAUGACUCGCCGACGGGGGUGGCGGCGGCGCAGCCACCGCUUGCCGUACAGUCAACGUCAGCUGCGUUGGGAACCGCGGGUGCCGCUGCUGCGGCCGGCAGGCUAGCCAACGGCAGCCCCAAGGCCUCUGCUGGCAGUGCUGCUGCUGGCAGCGACGCCGCGGGUGCUGGGGAGAACGGCGUCGCUGGGAGCGGCAGCGGCGAAAGCCUGUUUAACAUGGCAGAGCGUGUAACGUCAGCCGCGUCAUUGUCUGGUCAGCGCAGCAGCAGCUGUAGCGGCGCUAGCGCCGGCGCCGCGGAGGAAGACGGUGCCGACGUCACCAUGCAUAAAGGCGCCUUGGCGGCCAUGGGAGUGGAUCGACAGGGCAGCUUUGACCGAUCCUCCUACUUGUCUCAGUCGCUACUGGGCGACGGACUCAACGGCAGUGGAAGCGGCGGCGGCAGCGGCAGCGGCGGCAGUCAGGAUCAGCCGUCCCGAGCGCUCCUCCGUCAGCUGCGAGCCGCCAGUGCAGCGGCAGCCGCAGCCGCCGCGGCGACGGAGGCAACGGACGCCGCCGCCGCCGGCAGCGUGGGGAAAGCCACGCCAGCAAGCGCAGGUAGCGCCUUUCCGCCGCUGCCUGCUACCCCGAUCCUACCCGGUAUCCUAUCAGCGGAAACAGAAGACGACGAUGCGGACGAGGGAGAGGACGGGGAAGCCCAGGCGCCGCCGCUGCCGGCGACGCCGCCACCUCCGUCGUACCUUACCGGGCCUCCAGCCUCCGCCGCCGCCGCCGCAUCUGCCGUACCGCCGCUUCCCGCCACGCCGGUGCCGCAAACCAUCCUUGCAAGCAGCUUCGGCGCGGGUGUGGGCGCGGCAGCUGAGGAGCUCCUUCGUCGCGCCGGCAACGCGGAUGCCGUACUCAACAUGCUGCGUGGAAACCUGCCGUUGACACCCAUCGCCCGGGGUGGCAGGGGCGGCGGCGCGGGUCCGCUUUCCAUGGUGGAGUCUGAGGAUGGCGAUUCGGAUGAGGGAAGCAAUGGGGGCGCGAGAGGGCGGCGUGGACGGCGGGGGAGCUCGCGGUUGGGGCUCGGACUGGGGCAGAAUGGCGGCGCCAAGGAUACGGCUCCGCUGCUUCCAAAGGUCGACCCAGUUGCCGUCACCCGCGCCGCCCUAUCCGACGCGGCGCAGGCCUGGGACAAGACCCGCGGCGCUCUGCAGGCCCUGCAACAGGGCGCAGCGGAGCUCGGUCUGACGCCGGAGGCCCUGUCCGAAUCCGCUUCCAAGCUGCUGCAACAGCUCCCGCCCAACGGGGCAGGAACCGGCAGCGGAGGAGCCGCUGCCCCGACCGCUCCUAGCACAGCACAAUCCACCACGGGAGGUGCCGCCGCUUCCACAAACGGCGGCGCGGGUGCGGGCAUUCCGCUGCCGAGCCUGCCGCCGGCUGUCGUGCAGGCAGCAGGCAGCCUGGCGUCGGGUCUGGGGGCGGUUGGGAGCAGCCUGGGGAACGGCAUCAAGGAGCAGUUGCAGCGGGGCGCUGUUGCGGCUGUUGCUGCUGCAGGGGCAGCUGCUGCUGCUGCUGCCGCUGCUGCUGCGAAUGGGAACGGCAAGGCUGCGGAGGGAGUCGCCAACGGGGAGAUCGCGGGGGCGGUGGCAGCUACGGCGACGGGAGCCGCGUCUAGCGGCUUCCGGCUGGUUGCGGGAGCCCACAUGAUCCCGCAUGUGGACAAGGUGGACAAAGGAGGCGAGGAUGCCUACUUCAUCAGUCGCGUUGGGCUGGGCGGUGUGGGUGUUGCGGACGGUGUCAGCGGCUGGGCGGAUGAGGGCAUUGACCCGGCAGAGUAUCCCAGGACGCUCAUGCGCUUCGCCUCCGAUGCCUACGAGGCGGCCCGAGGCGCCCUGUCCGCGCAAGACAUCAUCCGAUACGCGCAGUACCGCACGCACCUCAAGGGCAGCAGCACCGUGUGUCUCGCGCUCAUGAAGCCCGGGAGGAAGCUGGAGGUAGCCAACGUGGGCGACAGCGGCGUGCGCAUUUUGCGGAAUGGCAAGGUCAUCUUUGGCACAGAGUCGCAGCAACACGCCUUCAACAUGCCCUACCAGCUCUCCCAUCCCAACAACGUGGAAGACCCCGACACAGCCGACGACGCAGACGUGCACUACGUGGACGUGCGCGAGGGCGACGUGGUGAUGCUCGCGACGGACGGCCUUUUCGACAACGUCUUCGAUGAGGAGGUCGAGCAGAUUGUGUCACACCAGCUGAAAGAGCUCGCAGCGGCAGGGAGAGGGAAGGCGCCCUCGGGUUCAGCAGCCGCGGCAGCAGCAGCGACAGCAGCGGCAUCAGCAGCCGGUGAGGCAGCGGCGGCGGCUGGCGCCGCCGCCGCUGCCGCUGCUUCUUCCUCCGGCAGCAGCGGCAGCCGUGGCAGCAGCGGCCGGCCCGCAACGGGGUUGUUGAGUCAGAGCUUGAACGCCGCCGCGGCAGCGGCGGCCGGCGGCGCCGGCGGCUCCCGGUCUUCAUCUUGUUACCGAUCCGAGGAUGCGGUGCGGAUAGCCCGAGCACUGGCUGAGCGAGCGCACUUGCAUGCGCGCAACCCCACGCAGCGUACCCCCUGGAGUGUGACGUCGUCUCAGCAGCCUAACUUUAUGUGGGCCAAGUUCUUUGCUAAGGGCGGUGGAAAGAUGGAUGACUGCACCGUGCUUGUGGCGUUUGUGUGUGGCAUGGAAUGAGGCGGGGUGAGGAGGAGGAUAUUGGAGGCAAAUGAUGUGGUGGCAGGAAAGGAAGGCAGGUAGCCUGCAAGGAAGUGUAUGCGGAUAAGGGAGAUCAUUUUUGGUGGUUUUAAGACCGCCGACGCUGUGCAAGAGAAGAGAAAGAGAAGGGCAUGGAAGGAAUGGAAUAAAGGAUGAGCAUUGUGUUAACUUGUUUGAGAUGGUGUAUGGUGGUGGUCGAGGCUUCUAGUAGUCGCAAUCGCAAUGGGAUAUUACAUACCUUUUCAAGUAGUAGUAGCAGUAGCAGGACCCAACAUCCUCGUGUGCGCAGCUGUAUGCGCUGUUAGGGCUCAGUACGUCUGUUGUGGCUUAGUGUGGCGCUGCAUGUCGCUGUGGCAGUGAGACGGCGCCUGAACCUCUUACAGAUGUGGCACACCGCAUGCGCCUGUCUUGCGCUGUGGCAGUUAGACAUCGGGCCAUGCCGGCGUUACGAAAUCCAGAUCAAAGGGAUGGGCCAGGAAUACCGCUGAGAAGCUGAAGGAAGGUGCAGGAGGGCUUGAUCGCUUGCUUGUUUUACGCCAUGGCUUAUUGUAUGGGAAGAUUGCAUGCGGAAGUGUCUCUAUAUUGAAUGAGUGUCCUCGCUUUGGCGACGGGGUUGGCGAAGCACGCUUGGGUUUGUGGCGAAGAUGCAAGUUGGUGGGAUUGAUGGCGAUAACGGUUACGGUGCCAUUGAUGGUGGGUUCGGGGCACAAAAGAAGGGUAAGCUUAUUUCUAUCAUCUUGGCCUCUAUCUCCGCGCGGGCUAAGAACAAAGCGAGGCUCGGCGAGGCGUUACGUUGAAGAGCGGAUUUUAUGUGAGU
Molecule: messenger RNA, 5470 nt
Organism: Astrephomene gubernaculifera
Lineage: Eukaryota; Viridiplantae; Chlorophyta; Chlorophyceae; Chlamydomonadales; Astrephomenaceae
Source: the annotation of a GenBank genome assembly